This is a messenger RNA of Acanthosepion pharaonis, 1080 nucleotides long. Lineage: Eukaryota; Metazoa; Mollusca; Cephalopoda; Sepiida; Sepiidae. The record is from the annotation of a GenBank genome assembly.
AUGUCUUUCUUUACUUUCCUGCUAUCUUUGUUUCUUUCUUUACUGUCCUUUGUUUUUUGCUUGUUAACUGUUCUUACUUUCUUUACUAUUCUUUCUUUUUUACUGAUCUUUCUUUCUUUCUUUCUUUUUUGUCCCUUCUUUCUUUCUUUCUUUCUUUCUUUCUUGUCCCUUCUUACUUUCUUUACUGUUCUUUCUUUACUGUUUUUUCUUUACUAUUCUUUUUUUUUACUGUUCUUUCUUUCUUUCUUGUCCCUUCUUACUUUCUUUACUGUUCUUUCUUUACUGUUUUUUCUUUACUGUUCUUUCUUUCUUUCUUUCUUUCUUUCUCUCUUGUCCCUUCUUACUUUCUUUACUGUUCUUUCUUUACUGUUUUUUCUUUACUGUUCUUUCUUUCUUUCUUUCUUUCUUUCUUUCUUUCUCUCUUGUCCCUUCUUACUUUCUUUGCUGUUCUUUCUUUACUGUUUUUUCUUUACUGUUCUUUCUUUUCUUUCUUUCUUUCUUUCUCUUGUCCCUUCUUACUUUCUUUUGCUGUUCUUUCUUUACUGUUUUUUUCUUUUACUGUUCUUUCUUUCUUUCUUUCUUUUUUUUCUUUCUCUCUUGUCCCUUCUUACUUUCUUUGCUGUUCUUUCUUUACUGUUUUUUCUUUACUGUUCUUUCUUUCUUUCUUUCUUUCUUUCUUUCUUUCUUUCUCCCUUGUCCCUUCUUACUUUCUUUGCUGUUCUUUCUUUACUGUUUUUUCUUUACUGUUCUUUCUUUCUUUCUUUCUUUCUUUCUCUCUUGUCCCUUCUUACUUUCUUUGCUGUUCUUUCUUUACUGUUUUUUCUUUACUGUUCUUUCUUUACUGUUUUUUCUUUACUAUUCUUUUUUUUUACUGUUCUUUCUUUCUUUAAUGUUCUUUCUUGUUCCUUCUUUCAUUCAUUACUGUUCUUUUUUUACUGUUCUUUCUUUCUCUCCCUCUUUCUUUCACUUCCUUUCUCUUUUUCCCUCUUUAUUUACAUGUGUCUGCUUGAUUUUUAUUCAUAUCUAUCUAUUUAUCUAUCUCAGUCUUUUCGUAUCUAUCUAUUUAUCAAGAUACAGUAA